Molecule: messenger RNA, 1491 nt
Organism: Mizuhopecten yessoensis (Yesso scallop)
Lineage: Eukaryota; Metazoa; Mollusca; Bivalvia; Pectinida; Pectinidae
Product: cysteine-rich venom protein LIO1-like
Exons: 9
Coding region: 146-1036 (296 amino acids)
Source: RefSeq, a predicted model, not a curated record
UUUUUAUUAGAAACUUUAUGUGACUUUUCAUACAACAUUUCCUGUCGAAUGAGUCAAAGUGAUAAUGACAUAAAAUAGCGAGCAAUGAAGAACCCUAUCUGGUAAUUAAUGCAUUCCUGUUUCUUAUUUGACACCAGACGAAUAUAUGACCAUGUUUCCGUCCUUGACCCUGAUAUGUGCGGCCUUGACCUUUGGCUUAGUCCUCUCAGCCAGUCUUGAUUCUGAUUCCAACAGUCUUCUCGGCACCGACCAACUUCCGGACAACCCAGCGAACCACGAUGGACACACUACGUUCCCCGUGCGUAACCCCGGGGUCAGCGAUGCAGACAAAAAGGUCAUUGUUGACCUUCACAACAACUAUCGGAGAGUUGUCGGCCAAGACGCUGCUAAUAUGAUGAAAAUAAGUUGGGACGACGACAUGGCGAUGUCUGCACAGAGGCAUGCCGAAACCUGUGGCUUUCAUCAUGAUCCUCUCGCUAAUCGCUGGACUAACAGUUUACCCGGGGUUUACAUAGGACAAAACAUGUGUGCCGGAAACAAGGAUUGGCGCGAAUGUGUCGGAGCAUGGUACGCCGAGAAGGACAACUACCGGUAUGGAGAGGGCGCCAAAACAUUGUCGUGGAAAGAGAUCGGUCACUUUACGCAGCUGGCUACCUGGCAUGUUUCCCGUGUCGGAUGUGGAUACGCCGAGUGUGAAGGACGGAGAGACAGGACGUCAUUUGUCUGUAACUACGCUUACGGGCAGUUCUACGAUGACCUAAUUCGCCCUUUCGAGAACGGAACUUCUUGUGGCGCAUGCCCAAAUACAUGUGAUAAUGGGCUCUGUGAUUGUGGAGGGAGGAUUUGCAACAAUUUCGGGACUCUGGAUUUAAAAACAUGCACUUGCUCAUGCCUGAAGUUUUAUAGUGGCGACACGUGUCAGAAAAUUGAUUGCAGUCAGACUGAGCAUUUCUCGUGUGCUCGUCAUGCCAAGGACGAAUGCACUAACGGUGUCAACAUUGCAGCUCUGUGCCCUCAUCACUGCGGCCGUUGCUAAGCAGUUCUCACUUCCGGCCAGCCAUGAUCACUUCCGGUCACCAUCUUUGGGCAUUAUUGGCGAAGUAUCGCUAUAUUAAUGAUUCGUUAGUGAAACAAAGCACCAAUCUAACUUUGAUGUAGUAGAACUUCGGAGUCCAGAACAUAUUUCAAACAUAUUCCAGAUUUUUUGUGGAUAAACGAAACAAUGGCAAAACUAAAGAUAAAUAGGUUGCUUAAUUAAUCGUCAAAAAAGAAUUUAUAUUUCGUUUUAUCGCUCUCUAAAUAACGAAGUUCCACCUAUUCAAAUUAUUGUUUAUUUUAAGAUACGUAUACGGGCAUUAUCAAAAUAGUAUUAAAAAAAUGAUAUUUAAAUCAAUGUGUUUUAAUGAUAGCUGUAUAUACUAUUGAUUUCUGUAAUACAUUUUCAAUUAUUUUAAUUGUGUUUCUAUAUAAUGAAUAAACAUAUUGCAAUUU